AUGACUGUGUAUUGUGCCCAGCCGGUGGAUCCCGAUCUCACCGCCAAGCUUUUGGGCCGCGGCGUGGCCGUAUCCCCCAUUGUUACGGUCGAGCCGCGUCGCCGCAAAUUCCACAAGGCCAUCACCCUCAGCAUGCCUGCCCCCAAGGCUCACAGCCAGGGGAUGAUCAAUCAGUACUCGGGCAACACGCCCACCCUGCGACUGCUCUGCUCGAUCACAGGCGGACCAUCCCGUGCUCAAUGGGAGGAUGUUACCGGUUCCACGCCCCUGACUUUUGUCAACGACUGUGUCUCCUUUACGACCACCGUAUCGGCUCGUUUCUGGCUGAUGGAUUGUCGCAACAUUUCGGACGCCACAAAAAUGGCCACGGAGCUGUACAAGGAAGUAAUCCACGUGCCGUUCAUUGCCAAGUUUGUGGUGUUCGCCAAGAAGAUCGAACCUUUCGAGGCCCGUCUCCGGGUCUUCUGCAUGACCGACGAUCGCGAGGAUAAAACACUCGAGAAGCACGAGCUCUACACAGAGGUGGCCAAGAGCCGAGAUGUAGAGGUUCUUGAGGGCAAGCCGCAGUACAUCGAAAUGGCCGGCAACCUGGUACCCGUCACCAAGUCGGGCGACCAACUCCAACUGCAAUUCAAGGCCUUCCGCGAGAACCGCCUGCCCUUCACAGUGCGAGUCAAAGAUCAGCAUGCUGACAUUGUUGGUCGCACACUGUUCAUGAAAGAGCCGAAGGUGGCCAAGGGUGAGCCACCGCAACAGCCUAUCUGCAUCCUGAACAUCGUUCUCCCGGAGGCUGUAAUCCCAGACUCAACUACCGCCUUCUCGGACCGAGUCACCUCCGCAUACAGGACCUCAAUGUUCAGUUUGAGCAAACAUCAAAACGACCAUUACAUUGGCGACAUCCGCAUCGUUGAUCUCUCCAACCUUUUGGGCAAAGAUUGGAUUCAACUGGCCCCCGAAAUUGGAAUAAAUUCGGAGGAAAUCGACGAGAUUAUCAACCAUAACACCGACAGUAUUGCAAGGCAGGCGCAGAGCAUGAUCCGCCUCUAUAAGGACAAGCCGAACUACGAUAUCCUGUCUCUAGAAACGGCUCUUAAAAACAUUGGGCGAGACGAUAUUAUGAAGAAGUGCAAGAGUGGACGACUAUCGCAUUCACGAGAGUUCGAUGACACGGAUAUAAUGAAGAACUCCGAAUCCGUAGAGGAGCUGGUUCGCAGAGAAAGCAAACGAAUCCAGCAAAUCAACGAACGCGAGGAAGUCAAAUACUCUGCCGAGGAGAAGGAAGUCGAGGAGUCCGAGUCCGAUGAGGAAGCUGCGAAACGAACCGUGGCUGAACGUCGUGAGAAGAUUGUCAAGCGUCUGUCCGUAGAGCGAUCCAUCCCUGCCUCGACGCAAAAGAGAGAGAUCAACCGUGAAAUAACCGAAAUCAAGCGGAAGAGUCUUAUCGAGGACAAAAAGGCACACCAUGAGUCCGAGAUACUGAUGCAACUGCCCGCCGACAAUGUGAUCAUCAAAACCACAACAGUACCCGAUCAAGUCAUCAAGAUGAAGAUGGGCAAGAUGGAUUCAACCGAAGUGAGCAAGAGCGAGUUUGAAAAAGAACUCACGCACAAGUUCAAGACAUCCGGCCGCAGCUCAGAGGAGGAAGACCAGCCAUCUUCUCCAGACCAGACUGACAAAAUUAUCCAGGACAUUAGUGCUGCCGAAAAGAAGGAGAAAGAUGGAGUAACCUUCAGUCGGGUGACUACCAUAACCCGCCAAGAAGCUCGCGACAUCACUGAGGAUUUCCUAGAGAUCGAGAGGAACAGCCAACUCCCUGUCACUUCCACCACCGCAACAGUUCACGAGAAGUUCGUUGAAGAGGUCAAGGAGAAGACAAGCCCUCUGGCUUCAGUGCCUCAGGAAACCAUAAAAGAGGUCCAACAAGUCAUCAGUGAGGUGACCGAAAUAGCUAGCAAGAAGGUUGAGAACAUAAUUAGCUCCUUCGAGACCAGUAAACCCGUAGAAGCUACUGCAACCUUACCAACUCAGGCGUCUGCCGAAUCAACGAAGGUCAGCGAGACGAUUAAACACCUGGAGGAUGCCAAGACGGUGACCCAGGAGCAAGUAAAAACUAUCCAGUUCAUUGAGAGCUCAAGUAUAGAGGAGACAAUUGCCGAAUUCGAAGCCAAGAAGGUCAAGUAUGAUUUUCAUGGUGGCGAGCCCAAGACUCAGAUCCCCAAGUUUACACGAAAGUCGAGCGAGGACUCGAUGAAACCUACUGCAGCCCCACGUGCUACUGUUGAAGCCGAUAUUGAUUCGCUCGUUGAGACUAAAUCUGAAAAACCUAUCUCAAAGAUUCCAGUGAAGACAACACCAGCCGAAGCUCAGAAGGCUGGCGAUGUGGAUGCACGGAAGAUGACUCAAGACUUUUUGCAGGGCGAGAAACUGGCUGCCGAACCAAAAGCAGCCCCAGCAGCCCCAGCAGCCAGCAAGAUUCCCAAAGUGGAGCCGAGAAAAUCGGUGGAUAAGCAGAUGGACAGGGAGUCAAAGAUCUUGGAUGAUGUUGUCGCCUCUACUGCUACCAUUAUGACAGCAGGUCUGGGGCAUGAACAGCUGAAGGACAAGCCCGUUGAACAACCAGAAGUUAUUGCUAAGGCAGAGACUCUCAACGAAAAGGUCUCCGAGCUGAUUAACACAUUCCAGAAGAUCGAGGAGAAGGUGACCAAGUCGGAGAAGUCCUCGGAAAUUGCCAGCAAAGUGGAAGAGUUAGUCAAAAUCGAAGAUAAGCCUCUAGCUCCUGUUCAACCAAAGGAAGACAAAGUGGCGGAAAAGGUGGCCGAGGUAGUUGAAACAUUCUACAAGAUCGAAGAGCAGAUCACAACAGCCGAGGCCCGCAAGCUCACCCACGAUUUCCUUAGCAUGGAGCAGCAAAGCCAAUUACCGAGCAUUCCGCAAGCCGCUGAGAAGCCCCUUGAAUCUAGCUUGACCUCCACAAGUGCAUCGGAACCGGAUUCAAUAGUCACUGUGAAAUCCUCUCCGCCAGCUAGUAAGAUACCUGUGGUGGAGCCCAGAAAGACACUUACCGAAGAAACACCAAAGCCUCUGAUUGAAACUGAACCUGUACAGGCCACUGAAAAGAAAGCCCUGAAUGAGCGACAGCUUACCGCGGAUUUCUUGAGCAUGGAGCAGCAAACUCAGCUCGUUUCCGAACCCGCAAAGAAGCUGGUUGAGGAGGUGAUGAAGACAGCCGAACAACUGGUGGAACAGCCUAAAGAGCAAAAACCAUGGAAUGAGCGCCAGCUUACAGAAGAUUUCCUAAUCAUGGAACAGCAGACACAACUGCCUUCAAAGCUAAAAGAAGAGCUGAUCGAUGGCAUUGAGUCAGCGGCCCCAGUUGGGGAUGGAUCUCCUUUCCACACACCCAAGCUGACCACCACUGUGGUAACUCAAGAGCCACAACAUCUGACAAGUGAAUAUGAUAGUGACACCUUUGGCAAAGAAGCCACCGUUCCACUAAGAGACAUCAUCAAAGAGGAGGGACUUACUGCUCCAGUGUCCGUGGAGCCACGGAAAUCGCUGACGGAUGCUGAGUUCUGCAAAUCGGUGGGCGAAACGAUCACCAAAAAGAUGAGCGUGGGCGUAAUUGAAAUAUCCGAUGAGCUCAAGAAAAUAGGGAGCGAAAUCCCACACUCCCAGACUCCUCCACCAACACCGAGUGACACCAAAACCGACAAGCAGAGCGAGGAACCAGAACUUAUCAGCUUAGAACGUGAUUAUCUGGCCGACACUGUGACCACCCUGCACACGACCACAGAGUCGACCUUUGAACGCGUCUCUGCCAUUACCAAAAUUGAAAUGAGUACAAGUAGUCAAACACCGAAGACGACAACAACGACGAUCCUGACAGCACAAAUUGAUCGCACCCAAGUAGACUUAACCAUUCCAGAGAAAGAUCAGCUGAAGGAGAAGAUAAAGGAUCAGCCAUCAGUAGAUGUAGAUGCAGAUGCAGAGAAAAGUGCCAGUGAUAGGGAGUACUUAGAGCAAAUUAUGGGCUGUGGCGAUGUCAGACGCAAGAUAAUGCGUUUGGAAAGCACUGGCAGCACAGAAUCAUUGGAGUCAAUUGGCAAGCAGGCCGCUGUGACUCCCAAAUUCAUUGGAGAUAAUGUACCAGUGGUACGAGAGGUGGUGCAGAGCAUUGAGGAUAAGAUCUGCAGUACAGUGGUGUCGGCCAUUCCAUUUACUGUCCAAAAACGGCAGCCCGAAGAUAGUGAUAAGGAACUUGAUGUGGUAGAGCUAGAAAAGCAAAUACUAACGCCAGCAGACUUGGCCCUGGAAAAGUUAAUCAAGUGUGAACCACCCGCUGUGGUGGCAAAGAUUUCACCCAUCGAGGCCAUGGAGCAUGUGGGUCUUGGCCUAAAAGAAAUAGAGGAAGAAGUUUGUGAAAAAGUUUGUGAGAAGCGGAAGGCCUUUGUGGUGGCUGAAGACUUAUGUGAAACGGAAAAGACUUUAACAGAACAGGUAAUAGAAUUAAAUAGACAUGUAGAGCAGGUACCUGGCAAGAUUUUAACUGAAACUGUUGAGGAGCACUUAGAUAUAGAAGGUAAGGAUGUUAAAGAAGCUUUACCAAAGGUAAGGGAAGUUGUGCAGGACUUUGAACGGCGAUAUCCUGCAUCGAGUUUAGAGGCCAAGCCGUUCAGUGCCCGAAAACGAGUAACCCCGGAACGUAAAGCUGAUGUUUCGUCCAUAGAGCAGCAGAUUUUAAGCGAUGCCGAUUUGAUUUUUGAUGUUUUGGGUUCUAAGCACGUACCCGAGCCAAAGGUGCAGUCGCCCGUUUUCUCAAUGGAAAACACGAGCGGCAGUACUGAAAACCUCGAAGGCGUAUGUGAAAAGAAAUGCUCAAAACGGACAAUCUCCGAUAUGGCAAAGGCCUUUGAAAAACAAAAAGACGCAGAAACUCCAUCAGUUAAAGACAUCAAAUCAGCAACAGUCAUGUUUCUAGAACAUGAGUCCGUAAAACUCGAUAUCACGGAAAGUAUCAAAGAGUUUGAGGCCAAGAGUAUUUUAAAUGAAGGACUAACAGAAUCUAUUAAGGAUACUAAGCUGGUAGAAUUUCCAAAAAUUGCACACACCCUCGAACGGUUACAUUCCAUUUCCAAAACGGAUGUCGAGGAUACCAAGGAGUUUGCCCACGUAGCUAGUGAACAUGAAGCGAAGAUGGACAGGCUAGUGGACAACAGAGCACACCUAACAGCACUAAAAGGUAACCAAAUCCUAGAAAAGGAUAUCCAAGUCAAGUUUCCGACGCAAGAUAAAACAGAUGAGCUUCAAACGUACCAGUGCUUAGCCAUCAAGACUUCAGAACUUGUCCAAAUGACUGAUACACAAAAUAAGUUCCCCUCUGAAGUGAAAACCGAUUUUGAUAAACAACUAAUUGAAAGUGAUAGUGACGAAGAGAUAGACAAUCUACAAAAGAUAAACAAACUUAAGCAUUUAUCGAAAACUGAGCAAACAUCUAUUCUAGAUGAAACUAGGAUCCUGGAAAGUACUCAAAAAAGUGAUAUAACCAAGUUUCCAACAACCAACGAUAUUAUUAGUUUCAAAGUCCAAGAACGUUCACCAGCUCUAACCAAUAUAGAGUCGGUGAGCACAAUUAUUAAAUCAAAAGAUAGCAAGAUCAGAAAACCAUUAGAUCUAAAUCCCAGUUUGAAAGACGAUAAGCUCCCAAUCACUUUAGGAGAUAAGCCCAAGUCACCAGUUGAGACAGUAACAUCUAGUCAAAAAGAGUAUUCGGACGAUGAAAGCGAUGAGGAGUUUGGAAUUACUCAGCCCCAAGACAAACACGCUUUCCAGCCCACUUCUUUGGUAACUCCUCUUGUCGAAGCUGGGGAUAAAUCUUCUGUUAAAGUUGGUGAGAAACCAAAGUCGCUUGAGAUGAAAGACGAAAAGCUACCAACUAAGCUAGAAGACAAACCCAAAUCACCCAUUGAGUCGGUAAAGCCUACUGUAAGGGAGUAUUCGGACGAUGAAAGUUACGAAGAGUUUGGAAUUCCAAAGCCCCAUGACAAGCCUGUUAGUGAACCAUUACCCUCGGUAAUCCCUACUACUAGUGUUCCAGAUAAAUCGCCUCUUAAGGACGAUGUGAAGCCUAAGGAAGUUACUGUAUUCAAGGUAGAAGAAGGUUCUACAACAAUUCAAACCAACAUAAGUUCUUCAAGCACCAUUGUUAUAUCAAUAGAUAGCAAGAUCAGCAAACCAUUAGAUCCGAUUGCAGGUUUGAAAGACGAUAAGCUCCCAACUUCUUUAGAAGAUAAGCCCAAGUCACCAGUUGAGUCAGUAACAUUUAGUCAAAAAGAGUAUUCAGACGAUGAAAGUGACGAGGAGUUUGGAAUUACUCAGCCCCAAGACAAACACGCUUUCCAGCCCACUUCUUUGGUAACUCCUCAAGUCGAAGCUGGGGAUAAAUCUUCUGUUAAAGUUGAUGAGAAACCAAAGUCGCUUGAGCUGAAAGACGAAAAGCUAACAACUAAGCUAGAAGACAAGCCCAAAUCACCCAUUGAGUCGGUAAAGCCUACGGUAAGCGAGUAUUCGGACGAUAAAAGUGACGAAGAGUUUGGAAUUCCAAAGCCCCAUGACAAGCCUGUUAGUGAACCAAUACCCUCGGUAGUCCCUACUGCUAGUGUUCCAGAUAAAUCCCCUCUUAAGGACGAUUUAAGGCCCAAGGAAGUUACUGUUUUCAAGGCGGAAGAAAGUUCAACAACAAUUCAAAGCAACAUAAAAUCUUCAAGCACCAUUGUUGAAUCAAUAGAUAUCAAGAUCAGCAAACCAUUAGAUCCGUUUGCAGGUUUGAAAGACGAUAAGCUCCCAACCUCUUUACAAGAUAAGCCCAAGUCACCAGUUGAGUCAGUAACAUUUAGUCCAAAAGAGUAUUCAAAUGAUGAAAGCGAUGAGGAGUUUGGAAUUACUCAGCCCCAAGACAAACACGCUUUCCAGCCCACUUCUUUGGUAACUCCUCAAGUCGAGGCUGGGGAUAAAUCUUCUGUUAAAGUUGAUGAGAAACCAAAGUCGCUUGAGCUGAAAGACGAAAAGCUAACAACUAAGCUAGAAGACAAACCCAAAUCACCCAUUGAGUCAGCAAAGCCUAGUGUAAGGGAGUAUUCGGACAAUGAAAGUGACGAAGAGUUUGGAAUUCCAAAGCCCCAUGACAAGCCUGUUAGUGAACCAACACCCUCCGUAAUCCCUACUGCUAGUGUUCCAGAUAAAUCGCCUCCUAAGGACGAUUUAAGGCCUAAGGAAGUUACUGUUUUCAAGGCGGAAGAAAGUUCAACAACAAUUCAAAGCAACAUAAAAUCUUCAAGCACCAUUGUUGAAUCAAUAGAUAGCAAGAUCAGCAAGCCAUUAGAUCCGUUUGCAGGUUUGAAAGACGAUAAGCUCCCAACCUCUUUAGAAGAUAAGCCCAAGUUACCAGGUGAGACAGUAACAUUAAGUCAAAAAGAGUAUUCAGACGAUGAAAACGAUGAGGAGUUUGGAAUUACUCAGCCCCAAGACAAACACGCUUUCCAGCCCACUUCUUUGGUAUCUCCUCUAGUAGAAGCUGGGGAUAAAUCUUCUGUUAAAGUUGAUGAGAAAACAAAGUCGCUUGAGCUGAAAGACGAAAAGCUACCAACUAAGCUAGAAGACAAACCCAAAUCACCCAUUGAGUCGGUAAAGCCUACGGUAAGCGAGUAUUCGGACGAUAAAAGUGACGAAGAGUUUGGAAUUCCAAAGCCCCAUGACAAGCCUGUUAGUGAACCAAUACCCUCGGUAAUUCCUACUGCUAGUGUUCCAGAUAAAUCCCCUUUUAAGGACGAUUUAAGGCCCAAGGAAGUUACUGUUUUCAAGGUAGAAGAAAGUUCUACAACAAUUCAAAGCAACAUAAAAUCUGCAAGCACCAUUCUUGAAUCAAUAGAUAGCAAGAUCAGCAAACCAUUAGAUCCGAUUGCAGGUUUGAAAGACGAUAAGCUCCCAACCUCUUUAGGAGAUAAGCCCAAGUCACCAGUUGAGACAGUAACAUCUAGUCAAAAAGAGUAUUCGAACGAUGAAAACGAGAAGGAGUUUGGAAUUACUCAGCCCCAAGACAAACACGCUUUCCAGCCCACUUCUUCGGUAACUCCUCUAGUCGAAGCUGGGGAUAAAUCUUCUGUUAAAGUUGAUGAGAAACCAAAGUCGCUUGAGCUGAAAGACGAAAAGCUACCAACUAAGCUAGAAGACAAACCCAAAUCACUCAUUGAGUCAGUAAAGCCUACUGUAAGGGAGUAUUCGGACGAUGAAAGUGACGAAGAGUUUGGAAUUCCAAAGCCCCAUGACAAGCCUGUUAGUGAACCAUUACCCUCGGUAAUCCCUACUACUAGUGUUCCAGAUAAAUCGCCUCUUAAGGACGAUGUAAAGCCUAAGGAAGUUACUGUUUUCAAGGUAGAAGAAAGUUCUACAACAAUUCAAACCAACAUAAAAUCUGCAAGCACCAUUGUUGAAUCAAUAGAUAGCAAGAUCAGCAAACCAUUAGAUCCGAUUGCAGGUUUGAAAGACGAUAAGCUCCCAACCACUUUAGGAGAUAAGCCCAAGUCACCAGUUGAGACAGUAACAUCUAGUCAAAAAGAGUAUUCGGACGAUGAAAGCGAUGAGGAGUUUGGAUUUACUCAGCCCCAAGACAAACACGCUUUUCAGCCCACUUCUUUGGUAUCUCCUCUAGUAGAAGCUGGGGAUAAAUCUUCUGUUAAAGUUGAUUAUAAACCAAAGUCGCUUGAGCUGAAAGACGAAAAGCUUCCAACUAAGCUAGAAGACAAACCCAAAUCACCCAUUGAGUCAGUAAAGCCUACUGUAGUGGGGUAUUCGGACGAUGAAAGUGACGAAGAGUUUGGAAUUCCAAAGCCCCAUGACAAGCCUGUUAGUGAACCAUUACCCUCGGUAAUCCCUACUACUAGUGUUCCGGAUAAAUCGCCUCUUAAAGACGAUGUAAGGCCUAAGGAAGUUAUUGUUUUCAAGGCGGAAGAAAGUUCAGCAACAAUUCAAAGCAACAUAAAAUCUGCAAGCACCAUUGUUGAAUCAAUAGAUAGCAAGAUCAGCAAACCAUUAGAUCCGUUUGCAGGUUUGAAAGACGAUAAGCUCCCAACCUCUUUAGGAGAUAAGCCCAAGUCACCAGUUGAGACAGUAACAUCUAGUCAAAAAGAGUAUUCGGACGAUGAAGGCGAUGAGGAGUUUGGAAUUACUCAGCCCCAAGAAAAACACGCUUUCCAGCCCACUUCUUCGGUAACUCCUCUAGUCGAAGCUGGGGAUAAAUCUUCUGUUAAAGUUGAUGAGAAACCAAAGUCGCUUGGGCUGAAAGACGAAAUGCUACCAACUAAGCUAGAAGACAAACCCAAAUCACCCAUUGAGUCAGUAAAGCCUACUGUAAGGGAGUAUUCGGACGAUGAAAGUGACGAAGAGUUUGGAAUUCCAAAGCCCCAUGACAAGCCUGUUAGUGAACCAUUACCCUCGGUAAUCCCUACUACUAGUGUUCCGGAUAAAUCGCCUCUUAAAGACGAUGUAAGGCCUAAGGAAGUUAUUGUUUUCAAGGCGGAAGAAAGUUCAACAACAAUUCAAAGCAACAUAAAAUCUGCAAGCACCAUCGUUGAAUCAAUAGAUAUCAAGAUCAGCAAACCAUUAGAUCCGUUUGCAGGUUUGAACGACGAUAAGCUCCCAACCUCUUUAGGAGAUAAGCCCAAGUCACCAGUUGAGACAGUAACAUCUAGUCAAAAAGAGUAUUCGGACGAUGAAAGCGAUGAAGAGUUUGGAAUUACUCAGCCCCAAGACAAACACGCUUUCCAGCCCACUUCUUCGGUAACUCCUCUAGUCGAAGCUGGGGAUAAAUCUUCUGUUAAAGUUGAUGAGAAACCAAAGUCGCUUGAGCUGAAAGACGAAAAGCUACCAACUAAGCUAGAAGACAAACCCAAAUCACCCAUUGAGUCAGUAAAGCCUACUGUACGGGAGUAUUCGGAUGAUGAAAGUGACGAAGAGUUUGGAAUUCCAAAGCCCCAUGACAAGCCUGACGAUGUAAAGCCUAAGGAAGUUACUGUUUUCAAGGUAGAAGAAAGUUCUACAACAAUUCAAAGCAACAUCAAGUCUGCAAGCACCAUUGUUGAAUCAAUAUAUAGCAAGAUCAGCAAACCAUUAGAUCCCAUUGCAGGUUUGAAAGACGAUAAGCUCCCAACCAGUUUAGGAUAUAAGCCCAAGUCACCAGUUGAGACAAUAACAUCUAGUCAAAAAGAGUAUUCGGACGAUGAAAGCGAUGAGGAGUUUGGAAUUACUCAGCCCCAAGAAAAACACGCUUUCCAGCUCACUUCUUCGGUAACUCCUCUAGUCGAAGCUGGGGAUAAAUCCUCUGUUAAAGUUGAUGAGAAACCAAAGUCGCUUGAGCUGAAAGACGAAAAGCUACCAACUAAGCUAGAAGACAAACCCAAAUCACCCAUUGAGUCAGUAAAGCCUACUGUAAGGGAGUAUUCGGACGAUGAAAGUGACGAAGAGUUUGGAAUUCCAAAGCCCUAUGACAAGCCUGUUAGAGAACCAUUACCCUCGGUAAUCCCUACUACUAGUGUUCCAGAUAAAUCGCCUCUUAAGGACGAUGUAAAGCCUAAGGAAGUUACUGUUUUCAAAGUAGAAGAAGGUUCUACAACAAUUCAAACCAACAUAAAAUCUGCAAGCACAGUUGUUGAAUCAAUAGAUAGCAGGAUCAGCAAGCCAUUAGAUCCGUUUGCAGGUUUGAAAGACGAUAAGCUCCCAACCUCUUUAGGAGAUAAGCCCAAGUCACCAGUUGAGUCAGUAACAUUUAGUCAAAAAGAGUUUUCAGACGAUGAAAGCGAUGAGGAGCUUGGAAUUACUCAGCCCCAAGACAAACACGCUUUCCAGCCCACUUCUUCGGUAGCUCCUCUAGUCGAAGCUGGGGAUAAAUCUUCUGUUAAAGUUGAUGAGAAACCAAAGUCGCUUGAGCUGAAAGACGAAAAGCUACCAACUAAGCUAGAAGACAAACCCAAAUCACCCAUUGAGUCAGUAAAGCCUACUGUAAGGGAGUAUUCGGACGAUGAAAGUGACGAAGAGUUUGGAAUUCCAAAGCCCCAUGACAAGCCUGUUAGUGAACCAUUACCCUCGGUAAUCCCAACUACUAGUGUUCCAGAUAAAUCGCCUCUUAAAGACGAUGUAAGGCCUAAGGAAGUUAUUGUUUUCAAGGCGGAAGAAAGUUCAACAACAAUUCAAAGCAACAUAAAAUUUGCAAGCACCAUUGUUGAAUCAAUAGAUAGCAAGAUCAGCAAACCAUUAGAUCCGUUUGCAGGUUUGAAAGACGAUAAGCUCCCAACCUCUUUAGGAGAUAAGCCCAAGUUACCAGUUGAGACAGUAACAUUUAGUCAAAAAGAGUAUUCGGACGAUGAAAGCGAUGAGGAGUUUGGAAUUACUCAGCCCCAAGACAAACACGCUUUCCAGCCCACUUCUUCGGUAACUCCUCUAGUCGAAGCUGGGGAUAAAUCUUCUGUUAAAGUUGAUGAGAAACCAAAGUCGCUUGAGCUGAAAGACGAAAAGCUACCAACUAAGCUAGAAGACAAACCCAAAUCACCCAUUGAGUCAGUAAAGCCUACUGUAAGGGAGUAUUCGGACGAUGAAAGUGACGAAGAGUUUGGAAUUCCAAAGCCCCAUGACAAGCCUGUUAAUGAACCAUUACCCUCGGUAAUCCCUACUACUAGUGUUCCAGAUAAAUCGCCUCUUAAGGACGAUGUAAAGCCUAAGGAAGUUACUGUUUUCAAGGUAGAAGAAAGUUCAACAACAAUUCAAACCAACAUAAAAUCUGCAAGCACCAUUGUUGAAUCAAUAGAUAGCAAGAUCAGCAAACCAUUAGAUCCGAUUGCAGGUAUGAAAGACGAUAAGCUCCCAACCAGUUUAGGAGAUAAGCCCAAGUCACCAGUUGAGACAGUAACAUUUAGUCAAAAAGAGUAUUCGGACGAUGAAAGCGAUGAGGAGUUUGGAAUUACUCAGCCCCAAGACAAACACGCUUUCCAGCCCACUUCUUCGGUAACUCCUCUAGUCGAAGCUGGGGAUAAAUCUUCUGUUAAAGUUGAUGAGAAACCAAAGUCGCUUGAGCUGAAAGACGAAAAGCUACCAACUAAGCUAGAAGACAAACCCAAAUCACCCAUUGAGUCAGUAAAGCCUACUGUAAGGGAGUAUUCGGACGAUGAAAGUGACGAAGAGUUUGGAAUUCCAAAGCCCCAUGACAAGCCUGUUAGUGAACCAUUACCCUCGGUAAUCCCUACUACUAGUGUUCCAGAUAAAUCGCCUCUUAAGGACGAUGUAAAGCCUAAGGAAGUUACUGUUUUCAAGGUAGAAGAAAGUUCAACAACAAUUCAAACCAACAUAAAAUCUGCAAGCACCAUUGUUGAAUCAAUAGAUAGCAAGAUCAGCAAACCAUUAGAUCCGAUUGCAGGUAUGAAAGACGAUAAGCUCCCAACCAGUUUAGGAGAUAAGCCCAAGUCACCAGUUGAGUCAGUAACAUCUGGUCAAAAAGAGUAUUCGGACGAUGAAAGCGAUGAGGAGUUUGGAAUUACUCAGCCCCCAGACAAACACGCUUUCCAGCCCACUUCUUCGGUAACUCCUCUAGUCGAAGCUGGGGAUAAAUCUUCUGUUAAAGUUGAUGAAAAACCAAAGUCGCUUGAGCUGAAAGACGAAAAGCUACCAACUAAGCUAGAAGACAAACCCAAAUCACCCAUUGAGUCAGUAAAGCCUACUGUAAGGGAGUAUUCGGACGAUGAAAGUGACGAAGAGUUUGGAAUUCCAAAGCCCCAUGACAAGCCUGUUAGUGAACCAUUACCCUCGGUAAUCCCUACUACUAGUGUUCCAGAUAAAUCGCCUCUUAAAGACGAUGUAAGGCCUAAGGAAGUUAUUGUUUUCAAGGCGGAAGAAAGUUCAACAACAAUUCAAAGCAACAUAAAAUUUGCAAGCACCAUUGUUGAAUCAAUAGAUAGCAAGAUCAGCAAACCAUUAGAUCCGUUUGCAGGUUUGAAAGACGAUAAGCUCCCAACCUCUUUAGGAGAUAAGCCCAAGUCACCAGUUGAGACAGUAACAUUUAGUCAAAAAGAGUAUUCGGACGAUGAAAGCGAUGAGGAGUUUGGAAUUACUCAGCCCCAAGACAAACACGCUUUCCAGCCCACUUCUUCGGUAACUCCUCUAGUCGAAGCUGGGGAUAAAUCUUCUGUUAAAGUUGAUGAGAAACCAAAGUCGCUUGAGCUGAAAGACGAAAAGCUACCAACUAAGCUAGAAGACAAACCCAAAUCACCCAUUGAGUCAGUAAAGCCUACUGUAAGGGAGUAUUCGGACGAUGAAAGUGACGAAGAGUUUGGAAUUCCAAAGCCCCAUGACAAGCCUGUUAAUGAACCAUUACCCUCGGUAAUCCCUACUACUAGUGUUCCAGAUAAAUCGCCUCUUAAGGACGAUGUAAAGCCUAAGGAAGUUACUGUUUUCAAGGUAGAAGAAAGUUCAACAACAAUUCAAACCAACAUAAAAUCUGCAAGCACCAUUGUUGAAUCAAUAGAUAGCAAGAUCAGCAAACCAUUAGAUCCGAUUGCAGGUAUGAAAGACGAUAAGCUCCCAACCAGUUUAGGAGAUAAGCCCAAGUCACCAGUUGAGACAGUAACAUUUAGUCAAAAAGAGUAUUCGGACGAUGAAAGCGAUGAGGAGUUUGGAAUUACUCAGCCCCAAGACAAACACGCUUUCCAGCCCACUUCUUCGGUAACUCCUCUAGUCGAAGCUGGGGAUAAAUCUUCUGUUAAAGUUGAUGAGAAACCAAAGUCGCUUGAGCUGAAAGACGAAAAGCUACCAACUAAGCUAGAAGACAAACCCAAAUCACCCAUUGAGUCAGUAAAGCCUACUGUAAGGGAGUAUUCGGACGAUGAAAGUGACGAAGAGUUUGGAAUUCCAAAGCCCCAUGACAAGCCUGUUAGUGAACCAUUACCCUCGGUAAUCCCUACUACUAGUGUUCCAGAUAAAUCGCCUCUUAAGGACGAUGUAAAGCCUAAGGAAGUUACUGUUUUCAAGGUAGAAGAAAGUUCAACAACAAUUCAAACCAACAUAAAAUCUGCAAGCACCAUUGUUGAAUCAAUAGAUAGCAAGAUCAGCAAACCAUUAGAUCCGAUUGCAGGUAUGAAAGACGAUAAGCUCCCAACCAGUUUAGGAGAUAAGCCCAAGUCACCAGUUGAGUCAGUAACAUCUGGUCAAAAAGAGUAUUCGGACGAUGAAAGCGAUGAGGAGUUUGGAAUUACUCAGCCCCAAGACAAACACGCUUUCCAGCCCACUUCUUCGGUAACUCCUCUAGUCGAAGCUGGGGAUAAAUCUUCUGUUAAAGUUGAUGAGAAACCAAAGUCGCUUGAGCUGAAAGACGAAAAGCUACCAACUAAGCUAGAAGACAAACCCAAAUCACCCAUUGAGUCAGUAAAGCCUACUGUAAGGGAGUAUUCGGACGAUGAAAGUGACGAAGAGUUUGGAAUUCCAAAGCCCCAUGACAAGCCUGUUAGUGAACCAUUACCCUCGGUAAUCCCUACUACUAGUGUUCCAGAUAAAUCGCCUCUUAAAGACGAUGUAAGGCCUAAGGAAGUUAUUGUUUUCAAGGCGGAAGAGAGUUCAACAACAAUUCAAAGCAACAUAAAAUCUGCAAGCACCAUUGUUGAAUCAAUAGAUAGCAAGAUCAGCAAACCAUUAGAUCCGUUUGCAGGUUUGAAAGACGAUAAGCUCCCAACCUCUUUAGGAGAUAAGCCCAAGUCACCAGUUAAGACAGUAACAUCUAGUCAAAAAGAGUAUUCGGACGAUGAAAGCGAUGAGGAGUUUGGAAUUACUCAGCCCCAAGACAAACACGCUUUCCAGCCCACUUCUUCGGUAACUCCUCUAGUCGAAGCUGGGGAUAAAUCUUCUGUUAAAGUUGAUGAAAAACCAAAGUCGCUUGAGCUGAAAGACGAAAAGCUACCAACUAAGCUAGAAGACAAACCCAAAUCACCCAUUGAGUCAGUAAAGCCUACUGUAAGGGAGUAUUCGGACGAUGAAAGUGACGAAGAGUUUGGAAUUCCAAAGCCCCAUGACAAGCCUGUUAGUGAACCAUUACCCUCGGUAAUCCCUACUACUAGUGUUCCAGAUAAAUCGCCUCUUAAGGACGAUGUAAAGCCUAAGGAAGUUACUGUUUUCAAGGUAGAAGAAAGUUCUACAACAAUUCAAAGCAACAUAAAAUCUGCAAGCACCAUUGUUGAAUCAAUAGAUAGCAAGAUCAGCAAACCAUUAGAUCCCAUUGCAGGUUUGAAAGACGAUAAGCUCCCAACCAGUUUAGGAGAUAAGCCCAAGUCACCAGUUGAGACAGUAACAUCUAGUCAAAAAGAGUAUUCGGACGAUGAAAGCGAUGAGGAGUUUGGAAUUACUCCGCCCCAAGACAAACACGCUUUCCAGCCCACUUCUUUGGUAACUCCUCUAGUCGAAGCUGGGGAUAAAUCUUCUGUUAAAGUUGAUGAGAAACCAAAGUCGCUUGAGCUGAAAGACGAAAAGCUACCAACUAAGCUAGAAGACAAACCCAAAUCACCCAUUGAGUCAGUAAAGCCUACUGUAAGGGAGUAUUCGGACGAUGAAAGUGACGAAGAGUUUGGAAUUCCAAAGCCCCAUGACAAGCCUGUUAGUGAACCAUUGCCCUCAGUAAUCCCUACUACUAGUGUUCCAGAUAAAUCGCCUCUUAAAGACGAUGUAAGGCCUAAGGAAGUUAUUGUUUUCAAGGCGGAAGAGAGUUCAACAACAAUUCAAACCAACAUAAAAUCUGCAAGCACCAUUGUUGAAUCAAUAGAUAGCAAGAUCAGCAAACCAUUAGAUCCGAUUGCAGGUUUGAAAGACGAUAAGCUCCCAACCACUUUAGGAGAUAAGCCCAAGUCACCAGUUGAGUCAGUAACAUUUGGUCAAAAAGAGUAUUCGGACGAUGAAAGCGAUGAGGAGUUUGGAAUUACUCAGCCCCAAGACAAACACGCUUUCCAGCCCACUUCUUUGGUAACUCCUCUAGUCGAAGCUGGGAAUAAAUCUUCUGUUAAAGUUGAUGAGAAACCAAAGUCGCUUGAGCUGAAAGAAGAAAAGCUACCAACUAAGCUAGAAGACAAACCCAAAUCACCCAUUGAGUCAGUAAAGCCUACUGUAAGGGAGUAUUCGGACGAUGAAAGUGACGAAGAGUUUGGAAUUCCAAAGCCCCAUGACAAGCCUGUUAGUGAACCAUUACCCUCGGUAAUCCCUACUACUAGUGUUCCAGAUAAAUCGCCUCUUAAGGACGAUGUAAAGCCUAAGGAAGUUACUGUUUGCAAGGUAGAAGAAAGUUCUACAACAAUUCAAAGCAACAUCAAGUCUGCAAGCACCAUUGUUGAAUCAAUAUAUAGCAAGAUCAGCAAACCAUUAGAUCCCAUUGCAGGUUUGAAAUACGAUAAGCUCCCAACCAGUUUAGGAGAUAAGCCCAAGUCACCAGUUGAGACAGUAACAUCUAGUCAAAAAGAGUAUUCGGACGAUGAAAGCGAUGAGGAGUUUGGAAUUACUCCGCCCCAAGACAAACACGCUUUCCAGCCCACUUCUUUGGUAACUCCUCUAGUCGAAGCUGGGGAUAAAUCUUCUGUUAAAGUUGAUGAGAAACCAAAGUCGCUUGAGCUGAAAGACGAAAAGCUACCAACUAAGCUAGAAGACAAACCCAAAUCACCCAUUGAGUCAGUAAAGCCUAUUGUAAGGGAGUAUUCGGACGAUGAAAGUGACGAAGAGUUUGGAAUUCCAAAGCCCCAUGACAAGCCUGUUAGUGAACCAUUGCCCUCAGUAAUCCCUACUACUAGUGUUCCAGAUAAAUCGCCUCUUAAAGACGAUGUAAGGCCUAAGGAAGUUAUUGUUUUCAAGGCGGAAGAGAGUUCAACAACAAUUCAAACCAACAUAAAAUCUGCAAGCACCAUUGUUGAAUCAAUAGAUAGCAAGAUCAGCAAACCAUUAGAUCCGAUUGCAGGUUUGAAAGACGAUAAGCUCCCAACCACUUUAGGAGAUAAGCCCAAGUCACCAGUUGAGUCAGUAACAUUUGGUCAAAAAGAGUAUUCGGACGAUGAAAGCGAUGAGGAGUUUGGAAUUACUCAGCCCCAAGACAAACACGCUUUCCAGCCCACUUCUUUGGUAACUCCUCUAGUCGAAGCUGGGAAUAAAUCUUCUGUUAAAGUUGAUGAGAAACCAAAGUCGCUUGAGCUGAAAGAAGAAAAGCUACCAACUAAGCUAGAAGACAAACCCAAAUCACCCAUUGAGUCAGUAAAGCCUACUGUAAGGGAGUAUUCGGACGAUGAAAGUGACGAAGAGUUUGGAAUUCCAAAGCCCUAUGACAAGCCUGUUAGUGAACCAUUACCCUCGGUAAUCCCUACUACUAGUGUUCCAGAUAAAUCGCCUCUUAAGGACGAUGUAAAGCCUAAGGAAGUCACUGUUUUCAAGGUAGAAGAAAGUUCUACAACAAUUCAAAGCAACAUCAAGUCUGCAAGCACCAUUGUUGAAUCAAUAUAUAGCAAGAUCAGCAAACCAUUAGAUCCCAUUGCAGAUUUGAAAGACGAUAAGCUCCCAACCAGUUUAGGAGAUAAGCCCAAGUCACCAGUUGAGACAGUAACAUCUAGUCAAAAAGAGUAUUCGGACGAUGAAAGCGAUGAGGAGUUUGGAAUUACUCCGCCCCAAGACAAACACGCUUUCCAGCCCACUUCUUUGGUAACUCCUCUAGUCGAAGCUGGGGAUAAAUCUUCUGUUAAAGUUGAUGAGAAACCAAAGUCGCUGGAGCUAAAAGACGAAAAGCUACCAACUAAGCUAGAAGACAAACCCAAAUCACCCAUUGAGUCAGUAAAGCCUACUGUAAGGGAGUAUUCGGACGAUGAAAGUGACGAAGAGUUUGGAAUUCCAAGGCCCCAUGGCAAGCCUGUUAGUGAACCAUUACCCUCGGUACUCCCUACUACUAGUGUUCCAGAUAAAUCGCCUCUUAAAGACGAUGUAAGGCCUAAGGAAGUUAUUGUUUUCAAGGCGGAAGAUAGUUCAACAACAAUUCAAACCAACAUAAAAUCUGCAAGCACCAUUGUUGAAUCAAUAGAUAGCAAGAUCAGCAAACCAUUAGAUCCGAUUGCAGGUUUGAAAGACGAUAAGCUCCCAACCACUUUAGGAGAUAAGCCCAAGUCCCCAGUUGAGACAGUAACAUCUAGUCAAAAAGAGUAUUCGGACGAUGAAGGCGAUGAGGAGUUUGGAAUUACUCAGCCCCAAGACAAACACGCUUUCCAGCCCACUUCUUCGGUAACUCCUCUAGUCGAAGCUGGGGAUAAAUCUUCUGUUAAAGUUGAUGAAAAACCAAAGUCGCUUGAGCUGAAAGACGAAAAGCUACCAACUAAGCUAGAAGACAAACCCAAAUCACCCAUUGAGUCAGUAAAGCCUACUGUAAGGGAGUAUUCGGACGAUGAAAGUGACGAAGAGUUUGGAAUUCCAAAGCCCCAUGACAAGCCUGUUAGUGAACCAUUACCCUCGGUAAUCCCUACUACUAGUGUUCCAGAUAAAUCGCCUCUUAAGGACGAUGUAAAGCCUAAGGAAGUUACUGUUUUCAAGGUAGAAGAAAGUUCUACAACAAUUCAAACCAACAUAAAAUCUGCAAGCACCAUUGUUGAAUCAAUAGAUAGCAAGAUCAACAAACCAUUAGAUCCGAUUGCAGGUUUGAAAUACGAUAAGCUCCCAACCUCUUUAAGAGAUAAGCCCAAGUCACCAGUUGAGUCAGUAACAUCUGGUCAAAAAGAGUAUUCGGACGAUGAAAGCGAUGAGGAGUUUGGAAUUACUCAGCCCCAAGACAGACACGCUUUCCAGCCCACUUCUUUGGUAACUCCUCUAGUCAAAGCUGGGGAUAAAUCUUCUGUUAAAGUUGAUGAGAAACCAAAGUCGCUUGAGCUGAAAGAAGAAAAGCUACCAACUAAGCUAGAAGACAAACCCAAAUCUCCCAUUGAGUCAGUAAAGCCUACUGUAAGGGAGUAUUCGGACGAUGAAAGUGACGAAGAGUUUGGAAUUCCAAAGCCCCAUGACAAGCCUGUUAGUGAACCAUUACCCUCGGUAAUCCCUACUACUAGUGUUCCAGAUAAAUCGCCUCUUAAAGACGAUGUAAAGCCUAAGGAAGUUACUGUUUUCAAGGUAGAAGAAAGUUCUACAACAAUUCAAAGCAACAUCAAGUCUGCAAGCACCAUUGUUGAAUCAAUAUAUAGCAAGAUCAGCAAACCAUUAGAUCCCAUUGUAGGUUUGAAAGACGAUAAGCUCCCAACCAGUUUAGGAGAUAAGCCCAAGUCACCAGUUGAGACAGUAACAUCUAGUCAAAAAGAGUAUUCGGACGAUGAAAGCGAUGAGGAGUUUGGAAUUACUCCGCCCCAAGACAAACACGCUUUCCAGCCCACUUCUUUGGUAACUCCUCUAGUCGAAGCUGGGGAUAAAUCUUCUGUUAAAGUUGAUGAGAAACCAAAGUCGCUUGAGCUGAAAGACGAAAAGCUACCAACUAAGCUAGAAGACAAACCCAAAUCACCCAUUGAGUCAGUAAAGCCUACUGUAAGGGAGUAUUCGGACGAUGAAAGUGACGAAGAGUUUGGAAUUCCAAAGCCCCAUGACAAGCCUGUUAGUGAACCAUUACCCUCGGUAAUCCCUACUACUAGUGUUCCAGAUAAAUCGCCUCUUAAGGACGAUGUAAAGCUUAAGGAAGUUACUGUUUUCAAGGUAGAAGAAAGUUCUACAACAAUUCAAACCAACAUAAAAUCUGCAAGCACCAUUCUUGAAUCAAUAGAUAGCAAGAUCAGCAAACCAUUAGAUCCGAUUGCAGGUUUGAAAGACGAUAAGCUCCCAACUACUUUAGGAGAUAAGCUCAAGUCACCAGUUGAGACAGUAACAUCUAGUCAAAAAGAGUAUUCGGACGAUGAAGGCGAUGAGGAGUUUGGAAUUACUCAGCCCCAAGACAAACACGCUUUCCAGCCCACUUCUUUGGUAACUCCUCUAGUCGAAGCUGGGGAUAAAUCUUCUGUUAAAGUUGAUGAGAAACCAAAGUCGCUUGAGCUGAAAGACGAAAAGCUACCAACUAAGCUAGAAGACAAACCCAAAUCACCCAUUGAGUCAGUAAGGCCUACUGUAAGGGAGUAUUCGGACGAUGAAAGUGACGAAGAGUUUGGAAUUCCAAAGCCCCAUGACAAGCCUGUUAGUGAACCAUUACCCUCGGUAAUCCCUACUACUAGUGUUCCAGAUAAAUCGCCUCUUAAGGACGACGUAAAGCCUAAGGAAGUUACUGUUUUCAAGGUAGAAGAAAGUUCUACAACAAUUCAAAGCAACAUCAAGUCUGCAAGCACCAUUGUUGAAUCAAUAUAUAGCAAGAUCAGCAAACCAUUAGAUCCCAUUGCAGGUUUGAAAGACGAUAAGCUCCCAACCAGUUUAGGAGAUAAGCCCAAGUCACCAGUUGAGACAGUAACAUCUAGUCAAAAAGAGUAUUCGGACGAUGAAAGCGAUGAGGAGUUUGGAAUUACUCCGCCCCAAGACAAACACGCUUUCCAGCCCACUUCUUUGGUAACUCCUCUAGUCGAAGCUGGGGAUAAAUCUUCUGUUAAAGUUGAUGAGAAACCAAAGUCGCUUGAGCUGAAAGACGAAAAGCUACCAACUAAGCUAGAAGACAAACCCAAAUCACCCAUUAAGUCAGUAAAGCCUAUUGUAAGGGAGUAUUCGGAUGAUGAAAGUGACGAAGAGUUUGAAAUUCCAAAGCCCCAUGACAAGCCUGUUAGUGAACCAUUACCCUCGGUAAUCCCUACUACUAGUGUUCCAGAUAAAUCGCCUCUUAAGGACGAUGUAAAGCCUAAGGAAGUUACUGUUUUCAAGGUAGAAGAAAGUUCUACAACAAUUCAAACCAACAUAAAAUCUGCAAGCACCAUUCUUGAAUCAAUAGAUAGCAAGAUCAGCAAACCAUUAGAUCCGAUUGCAGGUUUGAAAGACGAUAAGCUCCCAACUACUUUAGGAGAUAAGCUCAAGUCACCAGUUGAGACAGUAACAUCUAGUCAAAAAGAGUAUUCGGACGAUGAAGGCGAUGAGGAGUUUGGAAUUACUCAGCCCCAAGACAAACACGCUUUCCAGCCCACUUCUUUGGUAACUCCUCUAGUCGAAGCUGGGGAUAAAUCUUCUGUUAAAGUUGAUGAGAAACCAAAGUCGCUUGAGCUGAAAGACGAAAAGCUACCAACUAAGCUAGAAGACAAACCCAAAUCACCCAUUGAGUCAGUAAAGCCUACUGUAAGGGAGUAUUCGGACGAUGAAAGUGACGAAGAGUUUGGAAUUCCAAAGCCCCAUGACAAGCCUGUUAGUGAACCAUUACCCUCGGUAAUCCCUACUACUAGUGUUCCAGAUAAAUCGCCUCUUAAGGACGACGUAAAGCCUAAGGAAGUUACUGUUUUCAAGGUAGAAGAAAGUUCUACAACAAUUCAAAGCAACAUCAAGUCUGCAAGCACCAUUGUUGAAUCAAUAUAUAGCAAGAUCAGCAAACAAUUAGAUCCCAUUGCAGGUUUGAAAGACGAUAAGCUCCCAACCAGUUUAGGAGAUAAGCCCAAGUCACCAGUUGAGACAGUAACAUCUAGUCAAAAAGAGUAUUCGGACGAUGAAAGCGAUGAGGAGUUUGGAAUUACUCUGCCCCAAGACAAACACGCUUUCCAGCCCACUUCUUUGGUAACUCCUCUAGUCGAAGCUGGGGAUAAAUCUUCUGUUAAAGUUGAUGAGAAACCAAAGUCGCUUGAGCUGAAAGACGAAAAGCUACCAACUAAGGUGGAAGACAAACCCAAAUCACCCAUUGAGUCAGUAAAGCCUACUGUAAGGGAGUAUUCGGACGAUGAAAGUGACGAAGAGUUUGGAAUUCCAAAGCCCCAUGACAAGCCUGUUAGUGAACCAUUACCCUCGGUAAUCCCUACUACUAGUGUUCCAGAUAAAUCGCCUCUUAAGAACGAUGUAAAGCCUAAGGAAGUUACUGUUUUCAAGGUAGAAGAAAGUUCUACAACAAUUCAAACCAACAUAAAAACUGCAAGCACCAUUCUUGAAUCAAUAGAUAGCAAGAUCAGCCAACCAUUAGAUCCGAUUGCAGGUUUGAAAGACGAUAAGCUCCCAACUACUUUAGGAGAUAAGCUCAAGUCACCAGUUGAGACAGUAACAUCUAGUCAAAAAGAGUAUUCGGACGAUGAAAGCGAUGAGGAGUUUGGAAUUACUCAGCUCCAAGACAAACACGCUUUCCAGCCCACUUCUUUGGUAACUCCUCUAGUCGAAGCUGGGGAUAAAUCUUCUGUUAAAGUUGAUGAGAAACCAAAGUCGCUUGAGCUGAAAGACGAAAAGCUACCAACUAAGCUAGAAGACAAACCCAAAUCACCCAUUGAGUCAGUAAAGCCUACUCUAAGGGAGUAUUCGGACGAUGAAAGUGACGAAGAGUUUGGAAUUCCAAAGCCCCAUGACAAGCCUGUUAGUGAACCAUUACCCUCGGUAAUCCCUACUACUAGUGUUCCAGAUAAAUCGCCUCUUAAAGACGAUGUAAGGCCCAAGGAAGUUAUUGUUUUCAGGGCGGAAGAAAGUUCAACAACAAUUCAAACCAACAUAAAAUCUGCAAGCACCAUUGUUGAAUCAAUAGAUAGCAAGAUCAGCAAACCAUUAGAUCCGAUUGCAGGUUUGAAAGACGAUAAGCUCCCAACCACUUUAGGAGAUAAGCCCAAGUCACCAGUUGAGUCAGUAACAUCUGGUCAAAAAGAGUGUUCGGUCGAUGAAAGCGAUGAGGAGUUUGGAAUUACUCAGCCCCAAGACAAACACGCUUUCCAGCCCACUUCUUUGGUAACUCCUCUAGUCGAAGCUGGGGACAAAUCUUCUGUUAAAGUUGAUGACAAACCAAAGUCGCUUGAGCUGAAAGACGAAAAGCUACCAACUAAGCUAGAAGACAAACCCAAAUCACCCAUUGAGUCAGUAAAGCCUACUGUAAGGGAGUAUUCGGACGAUGAAAGUGACGAAGAGUUUGGAAUUUCAAAGCCCCAUGACAAGCCUGUUAGUGAACCAUUACCCUCGGUAAUCCCUACUACUAGUGUUCCAGAUAAAUCGCCUCUUAAGGACGACGUAAAGCCUAAGGAAGUUACUGUUUUCAAGGUAGAAGAAAGUUCUACAACAAUUCAAAGCAACAUUAAGUCUGCAAGCACCAUUGUUGAAUCAAUAUAUAGCAAGAUCAGCAAACAAUUAGAUCCCAUUGUAGGUUUGAAAGACGAUAAGCUCCCAACCAGUUUAGGAGAUAAGCCCAAGUCACCAGUUGAGACAGUAACAUCUAGUCAAAAAGAGUAUUCGGACGAUGAAAGCGAUGAGGAGUUUGGAAUUACUCUGCCCCAAGACAAACACGCUUUCCAGCCCACUUCUUUGGUAACUCCUCUAGUCGAAGCUGGGGAUAAAUCUUCUGUUAAAGUUGAUGAGAAACCAAAGUCGCUUGAGCUGAAAGACGAAAAGCUACCAACUAAGCUAGAAGACAAACCCAAAUCACCCAUUGAGUCAGUAAAGCCUACUGUAAGGGAGUAUUCGGACGAUGAAAGUGACGAAGAGUUUGGAAUUCCAAAGCCCCAUGACAAGCCUGUUAGUGAACCAUUACCCUCGGUAAUCCCUACUACUAGUGUUCCAGAUAAAUCGCCUCUUAAGGACGAUGUAAAGCCUAAGGAAGUUACUGUUUUCAAGGUAGAAGAAAGUUCUACAACAAUUCAAACCAACAUUAAAUCUGCAAGCACCAUUCUUGAAUCAAUAGAUAGCAAGAUCAGCAAACCAUUAGAUCCGAUUGCAGGUUUGAAAGACGAUAACCUCCCAACUACUUUAGGAGAUAAGCUCAAGUCACCAGUUGAGACAGUAACAUCUAGUCAAAAAGAGUAUUCGGACGAUGAAAGCGAUGAGGAGUUUGGAAUUACUCAGCCCCAAGACAAACACGCUUUCCAGCCCACUUCUUUGGUAACUCCUCUAGUCGAAGCUGGGGAUAAAUCUUCUGUUAAAGUUGAUGAGAAACCAAAGUCGCUUGAGCUGAAAGACGAAAAGCUACCAACUAAGCUAGAAGACAAACUCAAAUCACCCAUUGAGUCAGUAAAGCCUACUGUAAGGGAGUAUUCGGACGAUGAAAGUGACGAAGAGUUUGGAAUUUCAAAGCCCCAUGACAAGCCUGUUAGUGAACCAUUACCCUCGGUAAUCCCUACUACUAGUGUUCCAGAUAAAUCGCCUCUUAAAGACGAUGUAAGGCCUAAGGAAGUUAUUGUUUUCAAGGCGGAAGAGAGUUCAACAACAAUUCAAACCAACAUAAAAUCUGCAAGCACCAUUGUUGAAUCAAUAGAUAGCAAGAUCAGCAAACCAUUAGAUCCGAUUGCAGGUUUGAAAGACGAUAAGCUCCCAACCACUUUAGGAGAUAAGCCCAAGUCACCAGUUGAGUCAGUAACAUCUGGUCAAAAAGAGUAUUCGGACGAUGAAAGCGAUGAGGAGUUUGGAAUUACUCAGCCCCAAGACAAACACGCUUUCCAGCCCACUUCUUUGGUAACUCCUCUAGUCGAAGCUGGGGAUAAAUCUUCUGUUAAAGUUGAUGAGAAAUCAAAGUCGCUUGAGCUGAAAGACGAAAAGCUACCAACUAAGCUAGAAGACAAACCCAAAUCACCCAUUGAGUCAGUAAAGCCUACUGUAAGGGAGUAUUCGGACGAUGAAAGUGACGAAGAGUUUGGAAUUCCAAAGCCCCAUGACAAGCCUAUUAGUGAACCAUUACCCUCGGUAAUCCCUACUACUAGUGUUCCAGAUAAAUCGCCUCUUAAGGACGAUGUAAAGCCUAAGGAAGUCACUGUUUUCAAGGUAGAAGAAAGUUCUACAACAAUUCAAAGCAACAUAAAAUCUGCAAGCACCAUUCUUGAAUCAAUAGAUAGCAAGAUCAGCAAACCAUUAGAUCCGAUUGCAGGUUUGAAAGACGAUAAGCUCCCAACUACUUUAGGAGAUAAGCUCAAGUCACCAGUUGAGACAGUAACAUCUAGUCAAAAAGAGUAUUCGGACGAUGAAAGCGAUGAGGAGUUUGAAAUUACUCAGCCCCAAGACAAACACGCUUUCCAGCCCACUUCUUUGGUAACUCCUCUAGUCGAAGCUGGGGAUAAAUCUUCUGUUAAAGUUGAUGAGGAAUCAAAGUCGCUUGAGCUGAAAGACGAAAAGCUACCAAUUAAGCUAGAAGACAAACCCAAAUCACCCAUUGAGUCAGUAAAGCCUACUGUAAGGGAGUAUUCGGACGAUGAAAGUGACGAAGAGUUUGGAAUUCCAAAGCCCCAUGACAAGCCUGUUAGUGAGCCAUUACCCUCGGUAAUCCCUACUACUAGUGUUCCAGAUAAAUCGCCUCUUAAAGACGAUGUAAGGCCCAAGGAAGUUAUUGUUUUCAGGGCGGAAGAAAGUUCAACAACAAUUCAAACCAACAUAAAAUCUGCAAGCACCAUUGUUGAAUCAAUAGAUAGCAAGAUCAGCAAACCAUUAGAUCCGUUUGCAGGUUUGAAAGACGAUAAGCUCCCAACCACUUUAGGAGAUAAGCCCAAGUCACCAGUUGAGACAGUAACAUUUAGUCAAAAAGAGUAUUCAGACGAUGAAAGCGAUGAGGAGUUUGGAAUUACUCAGCCCACUUCUUUGGUAACUCCUCUAGUCGAAGCUGGGGAUAAAUCUUCUGUUAAAGUUGAUGAGAAACCAAAGUCACUUGAGCUGAAAGACGAAAAGCUACCAACUAAGCUAGAAGACAAACCCACAUCACCCAUUGAGUCAGUAAAGCCUACUGUAAGGGAGUAUUCGGACGAUGAAAGUGACGAAGAGUUUGGAAUUCCAAAGCCCCAUGACAAGCCUGUUAGUGAGCCAUUACCCUCGGUAAUCCCUACUACUAGUGUUCCAGAUAAAUCGCCUCUUAAAGACGAUGUAAGGCCCAAGGAAGUUAUUGUUUUCAGGGCGGAAGAAAGUUCAACAACAAUUCAAACCAACAUAAAAUCUGCAAGCACCAUUGUUGAAUCAAUAGAUAGCAAGAUCAGCAAACCAUUAGAUCCGUUUGCAGGUUUGAAAGACGAUAAGCUCCCAACUACUUUAGGAGAUAAGCUCAAGUCACCAGUUGAGACAGUAACAUCUAGUCAAAAAGAGUAUUCGGACGAUGAAAGCGAUGAGGAGUUUGAAAUUACUCAGCCCCAAGACAAACACGCUUUCCAGCCCACUUCUUUGGUAACUCCUCUAGUCGAAGCUGGGGAUAAAUCUUCUGUUAAAGUUGAUGAGGAAUCAAAGUCGCUUGAGCUGAAAGACGAAAAACUACCAACUAAGCUAGAAGACAAACCCAAAUCACCCAUUGAGUCAGUAAAGCCUACUGUAAGGGAGUAUUCGGACGAUGAAAGUGACGAAGAGUUUGGAAUUCCAAAGCCCCAUGACAAGCCUGUUAGUGAACCAUUACCCUCGGUAAUCCCUACUACUAGUGUUCCGGAUAAAUCGCCUCUUAAGGACGAUGUAAAGCCUAAGGAAGUUAGUGUUUUCAAGGUAGAAGAAGGUUCUACAACAAUUCAAACCAACAUAAAAUCUGCAAGCACCGUUGUUGAAUCAAUAGAUAGCAAGAUCAGCAAGCCAUUAGCUCCGUUUGCAGGUUUGAAAGACGAUAAGCUCCCAACCACUUUAGGAGAUAAGCCCAAGUCACCAGUUGAGACAGUAACAUUUAGUCAAAAAGAGUAUUCAGACGAUGAAAGCGAUGAGGAGUUUGGAAUUACUCAGCCCACUUCUUUGGUAACUCCUCUAGUCGAAGCUGGGGAUAAAUCUUCUGUUAAAGUUGAUGAGAAACCAAAGUCGCUUGAGCUGAAAGACGAAAAGCUACCAACUAAGCAAGAAGACAAACCCAAAUCACCCAUUGAGUCAGUAAAGCCUACUGUAAGGGAGUAUUCGGACGAUGAAAGUGACGAAGAGUUUGGAAUUUCAAAGCCCCAUGACAAGCCUGUUAGUGAACCAUUACCCUCGGUAAUCCCUACUACUAGUGUUCCAGAUAAAUCGCCUCUUAAAGACGAUGUAAGGCCUAAGGAAGUUAUUGUUUUCAAGGCGGAAGAGAGUUCAACAACAAUUCAAACCAACAUAAAAUCUGCAAGCACCAUUGUUGAAUCAAUAGAUAGCAAGAUCAGCAAACCAUUAGAUCCGAUUGCAGGUUUGAAAGACGAUAAGCUCCCAACCACUUUAGGAGAUAAGCCCAAGUCACCAGUUGAGUCAGUAACAUUUAGUCAAAAAGAGUAUUCAGACGAUGAAAGCGAUGAGGAGUUUGGAAUUACUCAGCCCCAAGACAAACACGCUUUCCAGCCCACUUCUUUGGUAAUUCCUCUAGUCAAAGCUGUGGAUAAAUCUUCUGUUAAAGUUGAUGAGAAACCAAAGUCGCUUGAGCUGAAAGAUAAAAGGCUACCAACUAAGCUAGAAGAUAAGCCCAAGUUACCCAUUGAGUCAGUAAAGCCUACUGUAAGGGAGUAUUCGGACGAUGAAAGUGACGAAGAGUUUGGAAUUCCAAAGCCCCAUGACAAGCCUGUUAGUGAACCAUUACCCUCGGUAAUCCCUACUACUUGUGUUCCAGAUAAAUCGCCUCUUAAAGACGAUGUAAGGCCCAAGGAAGUUAUUGUUUUCAGGGCGGAAGAAAGUUCAACAACAAUUCAAACCAACAUAAAAUCUGCAAGCACCAUUGCUGAAUCAAUAGAUAGCAAGAUCAGCAAACCAUUAGAUCUGUUUGCAAGUUUGAAAGACGAUACGCUCCCAAUCAACUUAGGAGAUAAGCCCAAGUCACCAGUUGAGACAGUAAUAUCUAGUGAAAAAGAGUAUUCGGACGAUGAAAGCGAUCAGGAGUUUGGAAUUACUCAGCCCCAAGACAAACACGCUUUCCAGCCCACUUCUUUGGUAACUCCUCUAGUCGAAGCUGGGGAUAAAUCUUCUGUUAAAGUUGAUGAGAAACCAAAGUCGUUUGAGCUGAAAGACGAAAAGCUAACAACUAAGCUAGAAGACAAACCCAAAUCACCCAUUGAGUCGGUAAAGCCUACUGUAAGGCAGUAUUCGGACGAUGAAAGUGACGAAGAGUUUGGAAUUCCAACGCCCCAUGACAAGCCUGUUAGUGAACUAUCACCCUCGGUAAUCCCUGUCACUAGUGCUCCAGAUAAAUCGCCCCUUAAAGACGAUGUAAAGCCUAAGGAAGUUACUGUUUUCAAGGCGGAAGAAAGUUCACCAACAAUUCAAACCACCAUUAAAUAUGCAAGCGCCGUCGUUGAAUCAAUAGAUAGCAAGAUCAGCAAACCAUUACAUCUGUUUGCAAGUUUGAAAGACGAUAAGCUCCGAACCACUUUAGAAGAUAAGCCCAAGUCACCAGUUGAGUCAGUCACAUCUGGUCAAAAAGAGUAUUCGGACGAUGAAAACGAUGAGGAGUUUGGAAUUACUCAGCCCCAAGACAAACGCGCUUUCCAGCCCACUUCUUUGGUAACUCCUCUAGUCGAAGCUGGGGAUAAAUCUUCUGUUAAAGUUGAUGAGAAACCAAAGUCGCUUGGGCUGGAAGAUGAAGGGCUACCAACUAGUCUAGAAGAUAAGCCCAAGUCACCCAUUAAGUCAGUAAAGCCUACUGUAAGGGAGUAUUCGGACGAUGAAAGUGACGAAGAGUUUGGAAUUCCAAAGCCCCAUGACAAGCCUGUUAGUGAACCAUUACCCUCGGUAAUCCCUACUACUUGUGUUCCAGAUAAAUCGCCUCUUAAAGACGAUGUAAGGCCCAAGGAAGUUAUUGUUUUCAGGGCGGAAGAAAGUUCAACAACAAUUCAAACCAACAUAAAAUCUGCAAGCACCAUUGUUGAAUCAAUAGAUAGCAAGAUCAGCAAACCAUUAGAUCUGUUUGCAAGUUUGAAAGACGAUACGCUCCCAAUCAACUUAGGAGAUAAGCCCAAGUCACCAGUUGAGACAGUAAUAUCUAGUGAAAAAGAGUAUUCGGACGAUGAAAGCGAUCAGGAGUUUGGAAUUACUCAGCCCCAAGACAAACACGCUUUCCAGCCCACUUCUUUGGUAACUCCUCUAGUCGAAGCUGGGGAUAAAUCUUCUGUUAAAGUUGAUGAGAAACCAAAGUCGUUUGAGCUGAAAGACGAAAAGCUAACAACUAAGCUAGAAGACAAACCCAAAUCACCCAUUGAGUCGGUAAAGCCUACUGUAAGGCAGUAUUCGGACGAUGAAAGUGACGAAGAGUUUGGAAUUCCAAAGCCCCAUGACAAGCCUGUUAGUGAACUAACACCCUCGGUAAUCCCUGUCACUAGUGCUCCAGAUAAAUCGCCCCUUAAAGAAGAUGUAAAGCCUAAGGAAGUUACUGUUUUCAAGGCGGAAGAAAGUUCACCAACAAUUCAAACCACCAUUAAAUAUGCAAGCGCCGUCGUUGAAUCAAUAGAUAGCAAGAUCAGCAAACCAUUACAUCUGUUUGCAAGUUUGAAAGACGAUAAGCUCCGAACCACUUUAGAAGAUAAGCCCAAGUCACCAGUUGAGUCAGUCACAUCUGGUCAAAAAGAGUAUUCGGACGAUGAAAACGAUGAGGAGUUUGGAAUUACUCAGCCCCAAGACAAACGCGCUUUCCAGCCCACUUCUUUGGUAACUCCUCUAGUCGAAGCUGGGGAUAAAUCUUCUGUUAAAGUUGAUGAGAAACCAAAGUCGCUUGGGCUGGAAGAUGAAGGGCUACCAACUAGUCUAGAAGAUAAGCCCAAGUCACCCAUUAAGUCAGUAAAGCCUAGUGUAAGUAAAUAUUCGGACGAUGAAAGUGAGGAAGAGUUUGGAAUUCCAAAGCCCCAUGACAAGCCUGUUAGUCAACUAACACCCUCGGUAAUCCCUGUUACUAGUGCUCCAGAUAAAUCGCCUCUUAAAGAAGAUGUAAAGCCUAAGGAAGUUACUGUUUUCAAGGCGGAUGAAAGUUCAACAACAAUUCAAACCACCAUUAAAUCUGCAAGCGGCGUCGUUGAAUCAAUAGAUAGUAAGAUCACCAAGCCAUUAGAUCCGUUUGCAAGUUUGAAAGACGAUAAGCUCCCAACCACUUUAGGAGAUAAGCCCAAAUCACCAGUUGAGUCAGUAACAGCUAGUAAAAAAGUGAAUUUGGACGAUGAACGCGAUGAGGAGUCAGCUUCUUUGGUAACUCAUCUAAUCGAUGCUGGGGAUAAAUCUUCAAGCCAAUCUGUUGAAAACGCAAAGGGUCCAGAGCCAAAAGGCGAAAGGUUACUAAUUAAGCCAAGUGACAAAAAGUAUUCGGACGACGAAUGUGAGAAGUUAGGAAUUCCUAAGUCCCAUGAUUUAUCUGUUGGUGAACCAACCAUAAUUGAAUUUACUGAUUUAGAAGACAAACUUAAGUCACACCCUUCCCACGCUGGUGCCCAAGACAUAUUAGGAUCCAUGCCGAAGAAACAUCAGAUUCGUGAUAGCAGGGCCAAUUCAAUUUCCGAUUGCGAAGAAAACAGAUCUGUAAAACAGAUUGUGGAGGAUACUCUAAGAGCUGGUGAUGCAGAGGUACAAAAAAUUGUGAAUGAAACACUUAAAUCAGUUCAACAUGCUGGAAACUUGGGUAAUGUUAAUGAUCCGAUUGCAAAUGAAGACCGAUCAGUAGAACAAAUAGUUGAAGAAACACUAAAGAAUGCAAAGCUUAACUCUGAUGACAAAGUGUGCCUUACCAUGGUAAAUAAUUCAGAAUCAAAAGAAGUUCGACCAGUGGCCUACUUCGUAAAUUUAACAAAUGAACAGAAGUCGGUAGCUCCGGUUAAAAAACAAGUUAUAAAAGCUCAACAGAAAAAGGUAACAAAGACAGAUUCAGGAAAAUCAGUAAGGGAAGCUAGCUCCGGUGCAAUGAUUAGGACUACUCUUAGCAAAAGAACAGUGAGGGUUAGGGAAAAGCCUAAGAACGACGUUAAAAGCACACCUGUUCCACAAUCAAAAGUAAAAGCAACUACUAUAAAACAAACACCAAUUCAAAAGACAACAGCUACGGACAAAACCAAACUAAUGAACAAAACCGAGUCAAGACGUUCUGUCACAAGCUCAACUUCAACCACAACCAGUUCGGCUUCCGCAGCAAGUCGUGUGAUAAGCGAAAUACAUUUCGAGCGGUCUGCAAGCCCUGCGUCGAGUUCUAUUUUCUAUGAGAGCCAUCCGCAAGGUGAAGGAAGCCGCUCCACAACUCCCAGGCCUAGGGUUAAGACUGACGUCACCCGAAUACCCUACAGUCCCCAGCCCAAGACCUCAACGUCUAUUAAGUCAACCGUAAGACAAACUAAAACAACUGCCACUCGAUCUAUCAAAGACCUCACCGGAAAGAGUUCAAAGAAUACUGAGAAAAUCGGCAGCCAAGAGCACCUUGAGAAGAGGAAAACCCCGACACCAUCUGCCACCCACAGAUAUAUGCAGCCCACCCUGGCCCACAGCAUGCGAUACGGUUUGAGUGGUGAUGGCGACAUUGGCCAGAGUGUCUUACCGGUACCGCUAAAGUCACCAGCACCUCCUAAAUCGCCAGCUCCGGCCCAAACCAAAAGUACUCACAGAACACCUUUUGUAACAAGUGCCUUGACAAAGUCCACAUCCCAGCUAACGAAGCAAAAAAACAUUAUUGCUGAAAAGAAAUCAACACAACCCCGCUCCCAGAUCAAGAGAGGCUCACAAAGUGAUAGCAAGGAGUCCCUAAAAAGCACCGACCGCCUAUACAAACGACAAACAUCCAAAGAAAAUAAGCUAAUAAACGUGAUAGGCUCCAAGAGCCAAGCAACUAAAAGCAUGAUUACACAAUCAGCUAAUUCAGCCAAGACACUUGCCUACAAAACUUCCAUAGAAACCGACAACAAGCUUCAAACGAAGUCCACAGCCACUAUACAGCGCACCAAAGUUCCGAUAAGCGUGUCUUCCAGUGCAAGGACUACAGCUAAGUUAAGCAAGAGUGACACCGACAAGAGACCUCAGGUAGACAAUAAGAAAACAGUUAAGAGAACGGUAACCAAAACAAGUGAAGGCAGCGGCACUACGACCACCACCACCUCUACCAGAACUGUGCACAGCUCCAUGGAGCCCAAGAUGCAAAAGAAGAUGAAGGACACCAUGAACGAGUCGAGUUCAAACUCGGGAAGCGGCACCACCAGUGCCAGCGGUUCCUCGAACAGUACGCGGCGCAGUGUGCGAUCCGUCAGCACAGUAAGCCGCAAGACGGACAAGGACUUGACCAACAUCCGACGGGCAGCGGGCGCAGUAGUGUCUACAUCGACCGUGCGAGUUCAUCGGGAGCCAAUUGCAACCACCGGCGCUGUUAGCACCGUGCUUGUUGAUGACGACUGUGAGGUGAUAACCAUACGUUCCAUUAAAUCAAGCGAUAGUACAAAAAGUUCUACCUCAUCAUCCUCCGGUAGCGGCAGCAACAGUCGCAAGGUGCUAACCAGUGAGGUAUUCACUAAGACCUUCGGCCCCGACAAGCCGCUGGAGGUCGUCUACCGACAGCCCGAGUUCGAUGUAGAACACCACACCAUCAUGUCAAUGCGUCCGCCCUCAACUACAAGCAGCGAUCAGCAGCGAUGCAUCAACGAGUUCGACGUUAGCUUUAUCGACACCACCGACUCCAGUCUCUCGGACUCCGUGGCCUUGCCCAUGUUUGGCUCCGGCGAUCCGGAGCGUCUGUUAGCCGCCAGUCCCGGCUCGCCCAAGCCCACUCGCAGUCCCCUGGCUCUGAUCGAGGAGACCCUGCGCCGCCAGCAACAGCACCACCAUCACCAUCCGCAGUACCACCACGGUAGCGUUGCUCUAUCCGGUGCUGCUGCCCUUGACCCUUCUCUGCCCAUGCAAGUGGCUUUUGGAGAGAGUCAACGGGAGGCGGAGGUGGAUGUCGAGAAGAGCAGCACUUCAAAAGGUAAAUAUGGUCACUUGUUGAAGAUAUCUGUUAGGUCUUGUGCACACUGA
Messenger RNA from Drosophila rhopaloa, 32994 nucleotides. Its product is annotated as titin-like. Gene Ontology annotation, molecular function: protein binding. The coding region runs from base 1 to 32994 and encodes 10997 amino acids. The transcript has 10 exons. Gene Ontology annotation, biological process: signal transduction. Lineage: Eukaryota; Metazoa; Arthropoda; Insecta; Diptera; Drosophilidae. The record is from RefSeq and is a predicted model, not a curated record.